Molecule: messenger RNA, 1002 nt
Organism: Xenopus laevis (African clawed frog)
Lineage: Eukaryota; Metazoa; Chordata; Amphibia; Anura; Pipidae
Gene: crp.2.L
Product: mucosal pentraxin
Exons: 3
Coding region: 116-841 (241 amino acids)
Source: RefSeq, a predicted model, not a curated record
ACCUCUCCACAUAAAUAUUGUCAAUAUAUGUGAUGUGUCUCUACCUUUAUAUCCAUCGGACUGAAUAGCAGAGGUUUUUUCACUGCUGGCUCACCCUGAGGUUCAGAUACGGAAAAUGGAGAAGAUGUUGGUUGUGAUAUUAAUCCUUGCCAGUGCUUCAGGAAUCCUGACUCAGAGUGAUAUGAGUGGCAAGGUUUUCUUCAUCCCGCAAGCGAGCAGCACAUCUUACGUGCGUCUGUACCCAAUGAUGAAUGGUCCUUUUGCCAGUCUCACAGUUUGCCUGAAGUCACAUACAUCACUGACGCGGGAUUAUUCACUUUUCUCUUUGGCGACAGAAACCAAAGAGAAUGACUUCCUACUGUUUCAGGAGAAAAAAAACAAAAGGUUUUCUGUAUCAAUAGGCAACCAAGACUUGUAUUUUGAUAUACCUGGCAGUUCAGCAGUCAGGAGCAUCUGUGUGAGUUGGGAUUCUCUGACUGGAGAUGUGGUUGUAUGGGUCAAUGGCAAUCCAUCUCCUAGAAAGAUAUUUAUGAAAGGGUACAGAGUCAAUGCCAACCCCAUCAUAAUCAUUGGACAGGAACAGGAUAGUUAUGGUGGAAAGUUUGAUGCUGCUCAGUCCUUUGUUGGGGAGAUAAGUGAUGUUCACAUGUGGGAUAGAGUCCUGACCUCUCAGGAACUUAUGCAAGCACUGUAUAACAAGGACCUGGCUGGCAAUGUAAUUAACUGGCAAAGCUUAAGCUAUGAAACAAAAGAUGAAGCCAUUAUACUUCCACAAGUAUGUAAAAUAAAUUACAAACCUGAUUAUUGUUAUAAUCCUACAGAAGGACACCUCUAUGUAUAAUGAGCACCAUAACUGCCCUGUAGAUCUUACAGCAAAUGACACUUUUGAUCUUGUAACAAAUUUGUUAAAAUCAAUCUAACAUCUUCUGUCUUCCACCCACCUCAUCUCCUUGUGCAUACUAUGCGUUCAUAGACAAACAAUAAACAGGAAUGCAAAUAAAA